GAGUUGGAGAUGCUCAAGAGCAAAUACAUUCUGCCUUUUGCCUGCGAGCGGCCCCUUCAGGAGGGCAGCAAGAGAACCCAGUUGGUCCCUUGGGAGCCCGAAGGACCCUUGGAUAUGCAGCUUCAGGGAGAUGCUGCGGAACAGGUCGCAGAGCCGCUCGCGGUGGAGAUCGAGCAGAUCCAGGUUCAGAUCAAAGCCUGGGUCCAAAACCAGUUGCCCUUGGAGCUCUUAAGCUUUCGCGGACGACAGGAGCCACAGCAGCUGCUUUACCUGCGAGAGACUCUAUGGGAGUUCGGGGCACUUGGAAUGGCGACAGUUCGGCCCACCAUAGUCUCCAUCAAGGUGAGGAAUUUAUCGUGCCAGAAUUUCUGGGUUGGCUCACCUCUUGUAUUGGUUGGCCUUCGGAUGCUGUCGUCAAGCAGAGCUUCCCCGUCUCAGCCAGCACGCGUUGCAGGGCCUGGUGGCUGCGUCCCACGAGAUUUGGGUACGAUUGGAGCGGAAACACAAGAACACCAAAUUAG
Cladocopium goreaui is the source of this 521-nucleotide messenger RNA. The record is from the annotation of a GenBank genome assembly. NCBI's taxonomy places the organism in Eukaryota, Dinophyceae, Suessiales, Symbiodiniaceae.